Molecule: messenger RNA, 372 nt
Organism: Candidozyma auris
Lineage: Eukaryota; Fungi; Ascomycota; Pichiomycetes; Serinales; Metschnikowiaceae
Exons: 1
Coding region: 1-372 (123 amino acids)
Source: RefSeq, a predicted model, not a curated record
AUGAAAUUCUCCACCGCUGUCGUCUCUGGCCUUGUUGCCACUUCCGCUGUUUCUGCUACUCUAGUUGCCUCUACUGAGAUGGCUAAAAGAGAUAACACUGUCGUUAUUUUGCAAGAUAUUGAAAAUCUUCUCGGUCACGUCGUCAAUGAUGUCUCGAACGUUUUGGCUGACGCUGGCGUCAAUAAGAAGGAAUUUUUUGGGCCAAUUCUUGCUCCAUUAGACUUGGACAAGAGAGACAGCAUCGUCUCUAAAAGAGAUGAGGCCACCUCUGAAGCCAAUGUGCCUGCCGUGGUGAUUGAUGUUGGUAAGCUCGUCAGUGAUAUCUUGGCGGAUGUUGCAAAGAUUGUAGCCGACAGUUUGAUACCUUUCUAA